Molecule: messenger RNA, 774 nt
Organism: Ixodes scapularis (black-legged tick)
Lineage: Eukaryota; Metazoa; Arthropoda; Arachnida; Ixodida; Ixodidae
Product: general transcription factor II-I repeat domain-containing protein 2
Exons: 1
Coding region: 1-774 (257 amino acids)
Source: RefSeq, a predicted model, not a curated record
AUGGCUACCAACAAGAAACGCAAGUACGAAGAUGAACAUCGGACAUUCCUUCUUGAGUGGGAGGAAUAUUUCGCCUUCACUGAGAAAAACGGUAAGCCCCUCUGCCUCAUCUGCAAUGCAGCAAUUUCGCACCACAAGGCAAGCAAUGUUAGACGGCAUUAUGAGACCAAUCACAAAACCUUUUCUCGGGACUAUCCAGCUUCAUCUGAUUUGAGAAAAGUCAAACUGGCCCAGCUCAAAUCGCGACUUCAGAAUCAGCAGUGCUUGAUGAAGACCUUCACCAAGGAAUCUGACGAAGCAGCCGAAGCAAGCUUUGCAAUCGCGUGGAACAUUGCUCGUACCAAGCGAGCUUACUCGGAAGGAGAAUUUGUGAAGACUAACAUCUCCGACGUCGUGGCAUUGUUGGAUCCAAACAACAAGAAUCUUCAAAGGUUGGUGAACCAAGUCCCAGUUUCACGACAUUCGGUCGAAAGGCGCAUUUCACAGCUAAGCGCCGACGUCGUCGACAAGCUUCAAGAGGGCCUAAACAGCUGCAAAGCAUUCAGCUUAGCCCUUGAUGAAUCUACGGAUAUACAAGACAAGCCACAGCUUGCAAUCUUCGUCCGUUAUGUCUCAUCCGACGAAAGCGUGAGAGAAGAGCUUCUGGACAUGGUUGCCCUCAAGGAAACCACUCGCGGUGUUGACAUUAAGAAUGCAUUGUUAACAACGUUAGAGAGGCCAGGAUUGGGAGACAUUUGCUUUAGUUCCCCCAGGAACUCCCAGAUGGCGCGAUGA